Messenger RNA from Chelonus insularis, 1033 nucleotides. It is a transcript of the gene Rab39, whose product is annotated as RAS oncogene family member Rab39. Gene Ontology annotation, biological process: vesicle-mediated transport; Rab protein signal transduction. The coding region runs from base 207 to 863 and encodes 218 amino acids. Lineage: Eukaryota; Metazoa; Arthropoda; Insecta; Hymenoptera; Braconidae. Gene Ontology annotation, cellular component: Golgi apparatus. Gene Ontology annotation, molecular function: GTPase activity; GTP binding. The record is from RefSeq and is a predicted model, not a curated record. The transcript has 3 exons.
UUGGUAUUUCUAUUGUUAGCUCGUUUGUUCAUUCAGUGUUUGUGCGUUCGUAGAAAGGAGUCAUUAAAUGCGUCACGAUCAGCUGUGAUUUUAAGUUUAAAAAUUAAGUUGAAACCAAUACUCCAAUCCUUAUAAGUGUGUUGUUGAUUUCUGAAAAAUCGUAUGCGGUUGUGAAAUAUUUUUUUGUAUUAAGAAAUAAUUACAAUAUGGUGGAACCCAUUUUCGACUAUCAAUUUCGAUUGAUAUUAAUUGGAGACAGUACUGUAGGGAAAAGUUCUUUGUUAAAAUAUUUUACAGAUGGAAAAUUUGCAGAGCUUUCAGAUCCAACAGUGGGUGUAGACUUUUUUGCACGACUGAUAGAUGUUGAUGAUGGAACAAGGAUCAAAUUACAACUAUGGGAUACAGCAGGGCAAGAGAGAUUUAGAUCUAUUACCAACUCUUAUUACAGAAAUUCAGUAGGUGCAUUACUUGUUUAUGAUGUAUGCAAUAGAGCCAGCUUCGAACAUAUUCCUCAAUGGAUGAUGGAAGCACGCAGACAUAUCGAACCUCAUCGACCAGUAUUUGCACUUGUAGGUUGCAAAUUAGAUUUAGUAACUAAUGGUGGUAGACGAGAAGUUUCCAAAGAAGAAGCCAGAUCAUUUGCUGAUAAACAUGGUGUUCAUCACAUUGAAACAAGCGCCAAGACUGGUAUUAAUGUUACUGAAGCGUUCCGAGUUGUCACGCAAGAGGUAUAUAAUAGAAUAAAAAGUGGAGAAUACAAGGUCGAAGAUGGAUGGGAUGGAAUUAAGACUGGAUUUUCUCGGCCAGGUGGUUUAGACUUUAAUCUAGUCGAAGCUGAACCUGCUAAAUCCUCGUGCUGCUGAGGUAGUACAAAACUAAAUAAGUUUUUUUUUCUUAUCCGAUUUGAAAUUGCGUGUAGUAAAUUACAAAAACUUUUGAUGUCGCAGCUCAUAUGAUAAUUGUUAUAGUUUUUAAUAUUGUUAUUAUAAAGGAUUAUUGUUUUUAUUUUAUUAUCAUUUUUCAGAAUCCCAAA